AUGGCAUCCUAUUCCUACCAACCACUUGCUUCCCCAACAAACAUCCGGAUUAUCGCACUCGACCCAUCUCCCAACAGAGACUCCCCACUCCGCUGCAGGAUCGAGGAAAUCUCCGUCAACAACCUCGAGGAGACUUACGAAGCAAUCUCAUACACAUGGGGUGCUCCGAUCUUCUCGCAGUCAAUCUAUUCCUCUGAAAAUACCGUCCUUCGCAUUACGCCGAAUUUGCACGCUGCGUUGACGCGAUUUCGCUCUCCGCAUUAUGUCCGUCGUCUUUGGGCUGAUUCAAUUUGUAUCAACCAAGGGGACGAUGAUGAAAAGACAGUCCAGAUUCAGCUUAUGCGCCAGGUGUUUAGGAAUGCAAGUAGGGUGCUAGUUUGGUUGGGAGACAGGCAGGAUGGGGAGGAGGCCGUGAAGCUUCUCUGUAAGAAGACAAAGGGAGAUGAUAGAUCCGUCGAAAGUAUGGCCGCAUUUGAGAUUGAAAAGCAAGGCAUGCGGAUACAGCAGCUUUUUGAAAUGCCGUGGUUCAGUCGACGGUGGAUUAUUCAGGAGAUCGUCCUGAAUCCGGACGUGGUAAUAUGCUGUAACCGUGCAGAGAUAUCUCUCGUCCGUCUGUUUCAGGGAUUGAAUGUCUUAUCUGGUACUGCACUGCUUAGUCGAGUGGACAGCCAUGUCGUCGAGUCACUAGUGACGAUAUACGAGCUGUGGAAAAACUGGUCGAUGGGAGAUAAGAAGACCGCUCAACAGGAAUUAAUCUCACUGCUACCCAAAUUCCAUCAUUUCGGGUGCGUUGACGAUCGAGAUAGAAUCUAUGCACUCUCCGCUUUGGCAAAUGAUAUCCCAACCCCUGAGGACAACUCCAUCUACGCAGACGGCGUACCGGAUGUCUUUGAUUAUUCCGCCAGUGUAGAGGAAGUGUAUACUGCAUUUGCAGCAACCAUGCUAUCAUCGAACCCGGUCAAAUUGCUUUUAUACGCCGAGAUGCACCGUCAUAAAGACGACAGCCGCACAUUGCCUUCGUGGGUUCCAGACUGGAGGCAGCCUCCGCAUGAUGAUACAUGGAUGCCUUCAAACUGCAUUCCAAUGUAUUACCAUGAUAUCAUAUGCAGUAUCUCACACAAAAGAACAUUGGAGGUCAAGCUCAACUGGGGAUACUAUGUAGCAGUUGAAGCUGUCAAGCCUUAUGAGCUGCAUGAGUUUAACCCUAAAGCAACCUGGAAGUGGCUGUUCUCAUUCCUCACCUCUACUGGGGGAUUUUCUCCAUACCACGCAGAUUCUUUAAUCCAGAAAAAACUACUGCCUUUGGCUAGGGACAGUACUAGCUCGUCUGUGGUGGCGCCCAGUGGUUCUUCUGUCAGCAAGUUCCUGAAGGACGAUCACCAUUACAAAUCCCUCCACGACCUCCUCGUCGGGAAAUCGAUCUUUCUGAACGGCCGCCAGGAUGAGAACACGAUGCGUCUGCUAGUUAACCAUGCUUCGGUUGGCAUAGCCCCGCCAAAGACACAGAAUGGCGAUGUCGCUUUUAGAAUCGGAAAUUGCAGUGCUAUUAUCCUCAGACGUGCGCCGUCGGAUAAUUUGCCCUCUCCCGAGUUGGCGUUCCAGUCUGUUGGUGUGGCAAUGGUUAAAUUCGCAAGGACCGGUCUGAUGCAGAGUGAUGCUGUGAAAAUAAACAUUAUCUAGCUCGACAUCCUUAGAUUCAAAAACAAUGAUACAAAUGUACUCAUUCCUGU
Aspergillus wentii DTO 134E9 is the source of this 1730-nucleotide messenger RNA. Its product is annotated as HET domain-containing protein. The record is from RefSeq and is a predicted model, not a curated record. Bases 1 to 1680 code for a protein of 559 amino acids. NCBI's taxonomy places the organism in Eukaryota, Fungi, Ascomycota, Eurotiomycetes, Eurotiales, Aspergillaceae. The transcript has a single exon.